UCUAAUGCGAGUGUUAUUGUCGUUUCUAUCUGUUAAUGCUGGCUUCAAUGGAUUGUUGUUGUUUAAUGCAUUUCUUUUGAUUCGUUCCUUUGGCAGUGUUCAAGGAAAUGUUCAAGUUUGUCACAGUGUAAUACCACCAAUUCAAGGACUCGAAUAUGAAAACUGCACAAUGGUGUGUAGUUUAAAGUUUCAGCAUGCUGUUUCGGCUAUAACAAGUGAUGAACUGACUUUAUGCGUAAAGAACUCAACUGUAGCAGUAUUUUGUGCCAACCAUGCCGACUGCCGUCAGUAUCACAUUGGAGCGUAUUGUAAAAUGAUUCCUUGUCUAUGUACGGCAAAGACGGGACCUCCUGGAUCAUUUAUAUUUGAUCCAUCUUUUAAGGUGCCACGAUUAAGUACAUGUGUAGUGUCUGCCAAAUAUGUGAAUCCAGACUUGCCAAUUGUACCAUUUCCUUGGAAGACACUUCUUAUUGUUUGUGCCAUCGUUUUUGCAUUUGCUACUUGCCUUAUUUGUUUGCGGUGGCUUUCCCCUAUAAUCAGGUCCAUGCAAGCUAAACGUAACAGUAGAGGUAAUAGGGAAAGGCCAACUGCAACUCAAGAAGAGGCAAACCUGUUUGUUCCGACUAAUCAACAAAGUGAUUCUACCCCGUUUACUUAUUACAUUCCUCAGGGACUGCCGCGGAUCUAUCGAGCCAAUCCCAGAAGGUCUCAACGCAGUAGAAGAGCUUCAUCGAGAGCUCGUUACGCUACUUGCUCUCAAGCUGAGGCUAGCUUGUCUAGGACACAGGCUAAUCAAGAUAAACCACCACCAUAUGAAACAGCAAUUCAGCUUCCUCCACCAACUUACGAAGAUGUAGAAAGAGCUAUUAAUGAAAGUCAAAAUCAAAGUGCAGACAAUUCAACACAGACAAAUAACCAAAGGGUUGAAGGGAAUGCAAGAUUAGAAAGUGUAGCAGAACAUCCUGAUUCAUUACCAACAUAA
Molecule: messenger RNA, 982 nt
Organism: Uloborus diversus
Lineage: Eukaryota; Metazoa; Arthropoda; Arachnida; Araneae; Uloboridae
Exons: 6
Coding region: 5-982 (325 amino acids)
Source: RefSeq, a predicted model, not a curated record